Penicillium manginii is the source of this 732-nucleotide messenger RNA. Its product is annotated as LOG family protein. The transcript is spliced from 2 exons. Gene Ontology annotation, biological process: cytokinin biosynthetic process. Gene Ontology annotation, cellular component: cytosol. The record is from RefSeq and is a predicted model, not a curated record. Bases 1 to 732 code for a protein of 243 amino acids. Gene Ontology annotation, molecular function: hydrolase activity, hydrolyzing N-glycosyl compounds. NCBI's taxonomy places the organism in Eukaryota, Fungi, Ascomycota, Eurotiomycetes, Eurotiales, Aspergillaceae.
AUGACCCAACAAGACAAGCCCGCGGUGGUUUGUGUAUUCUGCGGUGCCACAGGAGGUAACGACCCAGUCCACCUCGAAGCGGCGCGGGGCCUCGCCCAAGAAUUCCACAAGAACAAUGUCCAACUAGUCUACGGCGGCGGCACAACCGGCCUGAUGGGCGAGAUUGCCAGGACCCUCGUUGCCCUUUCCGGACCCAAGGCUGUCCACGGCAUCAUCCCCCGUGCCCUCGUCAAAGUCUCCACAAAGAGCAGCAACGGCAAUGGCAACGGCAACGGCAACUCAGAGCAACAUAACGGCGAAGGCAAGGCCGCCGAGCGCGUCGUAUCAGAGGCCAUCGAUGAAGAAGGCAUCCCAGAAUCAGAGUACGGUAUUACAACUAUCGUGCCGGACAUGCACACGCGCAAGCGGUUGAUGGCCACAAAGGUUAUGGAGGGUGGAAAGGGAUCUGGCUUUGUUUCUCUUGCCGGUGGCUUCGGUACCAUUGAGGAAGUUAUGGAGAUGACUACUUGGAACCAGCUUGGUAUUCACCGGGUUGGGUUGGUGUUGGUCAACAUCAAUGGAUACUGGGACGGUCUCCUGGCCUGGGUUCGCAACGCAGUGAAGUCGGGUUUUAUCAGCAGCGAGAAUGGUUCGAUCCUGGCCGAGGCUCGUGAUGUAUCUGAAGUUUGGCCCAAGCUUGUGGAGUACCAGGUCAGCCGUGAUCGGAUGCAACUGAACUGGGGAGAGGAAUAA